This is a messenger RNA of Bubalus bubalis (water buffalo), 2863 nucleotides long. RefSeq names its product zinc finger protein 570 (gene ZNF570). The coding region runs from base 263 to 1873 and encodes 536 amino acids. Gene Ontology annotation, cellular component: transcription regulator complex; PcG protein complex. The transcript has 5 exons. Lineage: Eukaryota; Metazoa; Chordata; Mammalia; Artiodactyla; Bovidae. Gene Ontology annotation, biological process: regulation of transcription by RNA polymerase II. Gene Ontology annotation, molecular function: DNA-binding transcription factor activity, RNA polymerase II-specific; RNA polymerase II cis-regulatory region sequence-specific DNA binding. The record is from RefSeq and is a predicted model, not a curated record.
ACUCCAGAGCGCCGAGGCUUCUUCUGGUCAGGACUACAUUUCCCAGUGGCCCCCGCGAGCACUGGGCCCGUUGCCCCUUUGUGUCCUCCGGAGGCCGAGUCGCCUCUUUCCGGGCUCGCGGAGGCUGGGUUCCAUCAGAUUCAGGCCAGGAGGUGGGCCCGAGGGGAGGUUACGCGAGCCUUCCGGGCUGGGACCUGGUCUUCCGGCAGUUCGGUUCUGCAGACACUGCCAUUCCCCAGGAGAAGAGUCAAGGGAGUAAAGAAUGGCUGUUGGACUUCUUAAAGCCAUGUACCAGGAGUUGGUGACCUUCAGAGAUGUGGCUGUAGACUUCUCCCAAGAGGAAUGGGAUUACCUAAAUCCUUCUCAAAGGCAUCUGUACAGUAAUGUGAUGUUGGAGAACUACAGGGUUUUGGUAUCACUGGGACUUUGCUUUUCUAAACCAAGUGUGAUAUUAUUGUUGGAACAAGGGAAGGAGCCCUGGAUGGCGAAGAGAGAGAUGACAAAAGACUUGUGCACAGACUGGGAAUCUAUGUGUGAGACUGAAGAAUUAACCUCAAAGCAGGACAUUUAUGAACCACAAUCAUCUCAGAAGGUAAUAGAAAAACUUACAAGCUAUGGCCUUGAGUACUCCAGCUUGAAAGAAGAAUGGAAAUGUGAGGGCCAUCUUGAAGGGCAACCAAUGAAUCAGAAAGCAUGUUUCAAGGAAGAGACAAUCACUCAUGAAGAAGCCCCUGUUAAUGAAAGAGGACAAGAAUAUAACAAAACUUGGAGAAGUUUCCAUCCCAACACACUACUUCAUACACAACAGAUAAUCCCCAAAGAGGAGAAAAUACAUAAACAUAACACACAUAAAAGCUUAAAAAAAAAAUUAAUUGCCAUUAAGCCCAAGAGUAUCUAUACAGAGAAGAAACUUUUGAAAUGUAAUGACUGUGAAAAAGUCUUCAGCCAGAGCUCAUCCCUUACUCUUCAUCAAAGAAUUCAUACUGGAGAGAAACCCUAUAAAUGUGUAGAAUGUGGGAAAGCAUUCAGCCAGAGAUCAAAUCUUGUUCAACAUCAGAGGAUUCAUACUGGAGAAAAACCUUAUGAGUGUAAGGAAUGUAGGAAAGCCUUCAGUCAGAAUGCACACCUUGUUCAACACCUGAGAGUUCAUACUGGAGAAAAACCUUAUGAAUGCAAGGUGUGUAGGAAAGCCUUCAGCCAGUUUGCUUACCUUGCUCAACAUCAAAGAGUCCAUACUGGAGAGAAACCCUAUGAAUGUAUUGAAUGUGGGAAAGCAUUUAGCAAUAGAUCAUCUAUUGCUCAACACCAGAGAGUUCAUACUGGUGAGAAACCUUAUGAAUGUAACGUCUGUGGGAAAGCAUUUAGCCUUCGUGCAUACCUUACUGUACAUCAGAGAAUACAUACUGGAGAGAGACCCUAUGAAUGUAAGGAAUGUGGGAAGGCUUUCAGCCAGAAUUCACACCUUGCUCAACAUCAGAGAAUUCAUACUGGAGAAAAGCCUUACAAAUGUCAGCAAUGUAGGAAAGCAUUCAGCCAGAUUGCCUACCUUGCUCAACAUCAGAGAGUUCAUACUGGAGAGAAACCCUAUGAAUGUAUUAAAUGUGGGAAGGCUUUUAGCAAUGAUUCAUCCCUUACUCAACAUCAGAGAGUUCAUACUGGAGAGAAGCCUUAUGAAUGUAAUGUUUGUGGAAAGGCUUUUAGUUACUGUGGAUCCCUUGCCCAACACCAGAGAAUUCAUACUGGAGAGAGACCCUAUGAAUGUAAGGAAUGCAAGAAAACUUUCAGGCAGCAUGCACACCUUGCUCAUCAUCAGAGAAUCCAUCUUGGGGAGUCACUCUCACCACCCAAUCCAGUCAAUCACCAAGUCCUGUAGACUAUUUCAUAAAUACUUUUGGAAUUUAUACUCUUUUCUCUAUCUCUAAUAUUGCCAUCCUAGUUUAAGACCUCAUCUCACAUGGAUCACUCUAUAGCUCUCUUUUUAAAAAAAUUUUUAAAUUAUCAAAGUAUGACAACACAUUUAAAGGAGACUUGGAAAAUACAAAACAAAGUUAUAUAGUUCCACUAUAUAUUACAAUUAUUUUUUUAAGUAGAUAAAUUAAGACUUUUAGUUGGAGUUUCAAUAUCAAACUCUCAAAAAUUAAUAGAGUGAAUAGGCAGAAAAGUAGAAGGAUAUAGUAGAAUAGAAAAGCACUAUUUAUGAACCAUUUCAACAUAAUUAAGAUUUAUAUAAUUUUCACACAACAGUAGGGUAUAAGUUCUAUUGAAGUUCCCAUAGACUAUAAACCAAGAGACUCUGUAACAUAUCCAGGGAUGUAAAAUGAGGUGCAAAUGUUUCAUGGUCUAAAAGUAUUUAAAUCAUACAGAGUCUGUUCUCUUAUCACUGUGGAAUUAUGUUAGGAAUCAGUAUGAAAAGAUAUUUGAAAAUAACCUACACAUUUUCAAGUGCAAUGUGACAUUUACCAAGAGAGAUCUUUGACUUAGCCAUCAAAAGCCUCAAUGAAGUUAAAAGACUGGAAAAGCACAGAGGGUGAGUGCACAGAAGAAAGCAUGUAAAUGAGAAAUUAAUAUCAAAAUUAGAAAUUAAUAUCAAGGAUACUUUAAAAAACCCAUGUAUUAGGAAAUUAAAUGUCCACUUUUAAAUGAUGGGUGUAUCUAAGAAACCAUAACAAGGAAAAUUAGAAAACAUUUGUAACAAUAAAAAUGAAAAGAGAAUUUAUCAGAAUUUGUUUCAUGCCCAAUGCAGCUAAAUACAGUGUGGAAUCUUGAGUAAGAUAUGAAGACUAAUAAUGGACUCUAGCAUAAAAUUUUGUGAAAUUUGAACCAAAUCUAUAGUUACUGUAUCACAUGUUAAUUUCUUGUUUUU